Messenger RNA from Neltuma alba, 834 nucleotides. Its product is annotated as S-norcoclaurine synthase-like. Lineage: Eukaryota; Viridiplantae; Streptophyta; Magnoliopsida; Fabales; Fabaceae. The coding region runs from base 65 to 544 and encodes 159 amino acids. Gene Ontology annotation, cellular component: nucleus; cytoplasm. The transcript is spliced from 3 exons. Gene Ontology annotation, molecular function: protein phosphatase inhibitor activity; abscisic acid binding; signaling receptor activity. Gene Ontology annotation, biological process: defense response; abscisic acid-activated signaling pathway. The record is from RefSeq and is a predicted model, not a curated record.
UAAAGCUGCUAUUGGUGCACAUUGGUUAGCUUUCAUUGUCCUCCAUAAGUUUGAGAAAAUCAACAUGCAUGGGAGUGUUGAACAUGAGCCGGAAUUGGGGGUGCCAGCGAGGGAGGCGUGGGAUCUCUAUGGUACACUUCGACUUGGAAAAUUCCUCGAGAAAGAAUUACCAAAUUUGUUUCGGAAGGUGGAACUCGUUGAAGGUGAUGGUGGACUUGGAACUAUCCUCAUUAAAACUCUACUCCCCGGUAAAUUGGGGAUAACUUUUACCAAAGAGAAGGUCACAAAGUUGGACAAUGAAAAUCGAAUAAAAGAAAAUGAGCUUAUUGAAGGAGGAUAUUUGCAAUUAGGGUUUACUUUGUUCAAAAUUCAGUUUGAAGUAAAAGAGAAAGGAGAAGACUCAAGCAUCCUCAAAACAACAAUUCAGUAUGAACUCAAUGAAGAAGAAGAAGCAGCUUUAGCCAAAGCCCCACUUGUUUUCAAUGCUAUUAAGGAGGCUGCCAAUGUUGCUCAACUUGCCAAAAUUCAUCUCAACAAAAAAUGAAAAAAAAAAUGAAAAUCAAAUAAUUUAUCUGUGUGAACUUCAUUAGAAUUAUUCAAAAUCUACCAACAAUAGGUGAUUUAAGCAAUCUCGGUUUUAAAGUUCUCUUAAAUUAAAUAAGGGCUUUAAGUUUGAGUGAUUCCAAAAAAUUAAAAAGAAAAAAAUUAUCACUAUAAUGGCUUUACAUUUAUGUAUUCCGCCUCAAAAAUAAGGAACGGAAAGUUUGUGUUUAUUUGAGGUUAUUAAAGACUAUUGUUUAUGUAUCUGUUUGAAAUUAUAGAAAUAUUCUUUUU